Coffea eugenioides is the source of this 879-nucleotide messenger RNA. RefSeq names its product photosystem I reaction center subunit XI, chloroplastic. The record is from RefSeq and is a predicted model, not a curated record. Lineage: Eukaryota; Viridiplantae; Streptophyta; Magnoliopsida; Gentianales; Rubiaceae. The coding region runs from base 91 to 750 and encodes 219 amino acids. The transcript is spliced from 2 exons. Gene Ontology annotation, biological process: photosynthesis. Gene Ontology annotation, cellular component: photosystem I reaction center; photosystem I; chloroplast thylakoid membrane.
CCCAGUCAGAAAUUACGAAACCCCUUUUGCUCUGCUCGCUGCUCAGUUAUAUUCUUGUUCUGGAUAUAGGGAAUCUAAGAAAAGUUCCAAAUGGCAACUGCUGCAUCCACCACCAUGGCCAGCCAGCUGCAGAGCAGCCUUGCUUCAUCCCUGACAACUAGGUUGGCUACCCCAAAGGGCAUCUCUGCAGCUCCAUUCAGAGCCUUACCCUCAAUGAGGAAGUCUUGCUUCACCAUCAAAGCUAUCCAAUCGGAGAAGCCAACUUAUCAAGUAAUUCAGCCCCUGAAUGGCGAUCCAUUCAUCGGAAGCCUUGAGACCCCGGUGACAUCAAGCCCCAUAAUCGCUUGGUUCCUCUCCAACCUCCCUGGUUACAGGACAGCGGUGAGCCCUCUUCUCAGGGGAAUCGAGGUCGGCCUAGCCCAUGGGUACCUCUUGGUUGGCCCGUUCGUGAUUACAGGCCCGCUGAGGGACACCGACAUCAAAGGUCCAGCUGGUUCACUUGCAGCUGCUGGGCUUGUUAUCAUCCUCAGCAUUUGCUUGACAAUGUAUGGCAUUGCAUCCUUCAACGAGGGUGAGCCCUCAACUGCCCCGGGACUGACCUUGACCGGCAGGAAGAAGGAGCCUGACCAGUUGCAGACUGCUGAGGGAUGGGCUAAGUUCAGUGGAGGGUUCUUCUUUGGUGGGAUCUCUGGUGUCAUCUGGGCUUACUUCCUUCUCUAUGUCCUUGACCUUCCUUACUAUAUUAAGUAAUUUUUUGAUGUUGUAACUAUUUUGAUUCCUCGAUGGAAAAUGAAAGUUGUAUAUUUGUAUUAAGGGAUUAAUCAUUUGUACAAUUGACAUUGAUGAUGCCUGAUGAAUUUUGCCGUUCUUGAUCUUUUA